CACGAUACGAGGCACCAUAGGCUGGUGGUGUUUGUCCGUGCUGCAUGCACGAAUAGGUAAGGUAGGCACUUCCAUACAACACUUGCGUGCUUUGAACAUGGACCAUCAAAGCCUCCCAAGCCUCCCCAGUGUGCCGGAAACAAACCAUUGAGAGGCGUGGGUCGGGCCAACAAUUAUAGCAGCACCAGGACAAGCACAAGCACCAGCACCAGCAGCAUGGAAAACAAGCUUAGCAAGCCGCUGCUUGAGGUGCCUUGCCUGACCCCUGCCCUGCCUGCCACUUGGUCCCCAUCUCUCCCGCUGAUGAGACAAGCGCGCGGCCCUGAGUGAGGUGGGACCCCCCCUCCCGUCCGCCCCUCCAAGUCGUCCAACGCACACAACAAGGAAGCACAGGAGGCCACAACAACCCAACCGUCGGGCCGUCCACAGUCGCCAUCCCCGCUCCGAUCUGGGUGAUUCACUGGUAUCGUUGCGAACAUCCCUGAUUGACAGACAGACAGACAGGCAGGCAGGCAGGCAGGCUUCGCGGCAGAUACGCCAGUUUGAGACAUGGACCAGCCCGCUGUCAAGCGACCCAGCUGAUGUCUCGAGGGUCUCAAUCUGACUCCUGAACCUUGCCUAUAUAGCAACAAGUCCUCGUAGAAGGCUGCCGAGGACAUCGUCAUGGCCUCCCCUCCGCCGCUCCCGCCCCGUGCCUCAGGAGCAACGGACCACGCACCGCAUGCCGGCUCGACGUCUCCAGACCACCUCGAGCUCCUUCACGGCGAUCCCCGCAGCUCCUCGACGCAGUCCUUGGUGCCCUCCCUCACCGAGCCCCAUGCACGCCGGACAUUGCUCGUCGUUUACAUUCAUGGCUUCUACGGCAAUGACCAGUCUUUCAGAUCCUUUCCGGCUCACGUCCAUGCCUUGCUGCGCACUUUACUUGCAGACUCCCAUAUGAUCCAUUCCAAAAUCUACCCUCGUUACAAGACAUACAAGGCCAUAGAGGUAGCCCGCGAUAACUUUAGCGCCUGGCUCGAGCCGCACGAGUCUCCGACCACUGAUGUCAUUCUCGUUGGGCACUCGAUGGGUGGUUUGCUCACCGGAGAGGUGGUCCUCAUGCCCAAUAAGAGUCCCUACCAUCAACAGGCCUUCAAGCACAAGAUUAUAGGAACUCUGUCUCUGGACUCCCCUUUCCUAGGUCUUCACCCUGGUAUCGUUGUGUCGGGCAUCUCUAGCCUGUUUCAGCCAGCCGCAAAAUCAUCUGAUGAAGCCCACGACGGUGCGCCGUCGUCCCCUCCGUCGAUUCCCGCAUCACCGGCCCCGACACCGUCGAUGGAUUCACACCUCGACUCUGCCGCCUCCUCCUUCACAUCUUCAUCAAUGCGGCGCAACGACGACCCCCACUAUGACCCUCCUUAUUGGAACGAUGAACCCUUUAGAGAACGCCCAUUCUUUAAGCGCAUCGCCAACUUUGCCUCGAAGCACAAGUCAGAGGGUAUCUUCCACGCCGUCAGAAAUCAUGUCGUCUCCCACCUCGAGUUUGGCGGCUGCCUUGCCGACUAUCGUAGCCUGAUCACGAGAUACAAUAGACUGCGCGCACUGGAAAACGUCGAUGAGGUGCAGGCAAUUAGCGAUGGCCAUCCAUCGGCGGCAUACGCGAGGGUGCGCUUCGCAAACUACUAUACCUUGUCCUCGGGUCGGCCAAAGGUGCCGAAGGCGCCGUCGCCGGGUGCAUCUUGCUCAGAUGACUUGGAUCCAGGCAGCCCAAGUCUUCUGGGCGAGGCUGCUCCAGGGUCUGAGAUGGACUCACCCGAGGUAUCGAAAGAGCCGCACCAAACGAUAUCGCUUCUAGAUAUAGAGGUAGAUAGCCGCCGCGCUUCGGGUUCCAGCAUCUCAACCCCGCGAAUUUCCAUCGAAGCUCCCGCGGACGAAGAGCCCGAAUCGCCCUCUUCACGAGGACAAAACCAGUCAAGCAGCUUGGACGGAGGGGUUCUCGACGAUGUUCCCCCACCACGCGAACUGGCUCGCAUUUCAAUGUUGUCCAUGCAAGACGUUGACCCGAUUCCAAUGGCGGAUGACCCAGAUCUCGAGCCGAGGUCUGACCCAGAGCCACGUCUUGAGACCGAACCAGACCAGUUAGUACUUCCACCAAUUCCCGAGGAACCGCAGCAGCCUACUUUGCCAGACCUGGUCGCCCUUACCGACAAAGACGCUCGCAAGCAGGCGGAGAAAGAGGCGAAACGCAUGCAAAAGAACUACGCUCAGGCUGUCAAGGAUCGUGCCAAGGCCAUCCGCGAGCGUGACAAGCUUCUCGAGAAGCGGCGCAAAAGGGCACAAAAAGACGCAGACAAAAUGGAGAAGAAGGCGCAAAAGGAACAGAUGCGCCUGGACAAGGAGGAGAAGAAGAAACUCGAGGAGGCCAAGCAAGCUGUCGAGGGCCAUGCCGGGAACCCCGUUGUCGGCACGUAUGUCGACGACACCGCAAUGGCCCGAGGCGUGAUCGAUGAGCCCGCCGCGGCAGUGGAUGGCGGCGACAAGCCAAAGAAACUGCGCAAGUUCUGCAAUCUGCCUGGCAAAACGAACGGCGUGCCUGACACGACGUGGGUGGACGUGUACAUGGACGGCAUGGACGAGGUAGGCGCUCACUGUGGACUGUUUGCGCCCGGGCCGCACUACGAGAAGCUGGUCGGCGACGUUGGGAGCCGCAUCGUGGGCUGGAUUCACGAUGACAUGACCAAAAGGGCCAUCUUGGAGGCGCAGUAGCCGACCGAGGCGGGCAGAUUUUAGCUGUCGCCUAUGGGGAGAGACUGUAAUGCUGCGAAAAGGGCCAUGUAUGUGGUGGUCGGGAAAGCGGACGAGGGGAUGAGCAAACCGGUUCAAAUCAACGCUGGGAUACCCUUUCUUACUGCAAACAUGCGCCCCCCGCGUGCUAGUACAAGGCCAAAUCCGCGUGUGACUAGCUCUGUCUCUGUGUAACGGUCGUAUCAUUGGUCUGUAGUUUUCGUCGUGCAUUGUAUAUCAGCUGGUGGUACAAGAAAGCCAAAGCG
Messenger RNA from Purpureocillium takamizusanense, 3029 nucleotides. RefSeq lists its product as uncharacterized. The transcript is spliced from 3 exons. The coding region runs from base 664 to 2745 and encodes 693 amino acids. NCBI's taxonomy places the organism in Eukaryota, Fungi, Ascomycota, Sordariomycetes, Hypocreales, Ophiocordycipitaceae. The record is from RefSeq and is a predicted model, not a curated record.